Messenger RNA from Protobothrops mucrosquamatus (brown spotted pit viper), 5178 nucleotides. Its product is annotated as myosin-7. Lineage: Eukaryota; Metazoa; Chordata; Lepidosauria; Squamata; Viperidae. The record is from RefSeq and is a predicted model, not a curated record. The transcript is spliced from 36 exons. Bases 1 to 5178 code for a protein of 1725 amino acids. Gene Ontology annotation, cellular component: myosin complex. Gene Ontology annotation, molecular function: ATP binding; cytoskeletal motor activity; actin filament binding.
AUGGGUGAUGCAGCAAUGGCUGAAUUCGGGGCAGCAGCUCCCUACCUUCGCAAGUCGGACAAGGAGCGUCUGGAAGCCCAGACCCGGCCCUUCGACAGCCGCAACGAGUGUUUCGUGCCCGACGAGAAAGAGGAAUUUGUCAAGGGCAAAGUGACGAGCCGGGAAGGGGCCAUGAUGAACGUGCAGACGGAGAGCGGCAAGACAGUGACGGUGAGGGAGGCCGACGUCCACCAGCAGAACCCGCCCAAGUUCGACAAGAUCGAGGAUAUGGCCAUGCUGACUUUUCUGCACGAACCGGCCGUGCUCUACAACCUGAAGGAGCGCUACGCCUCCUGGAUGAUCUAUGUGAAUCGAGAAAAUCAAUCUAUCCUUAUCACCGGAGAAUCCGGUGCAGGGAAGACGGUCAACACGAAGCGAGUCAUCCAGUAUUUCGCCAGCAUCGCUGCCAUUGGGGACCGCAAGAAAGAGGCCACCAAUUCCCCCAAGGUAGUUCUUAUAAAGGGGACCUUGGAAGAUCAAAUCAUCCAGGCCAACCCUGCCUUGGAAGCCUUCGGCAACGCCAAAACUUUGAGGAACGACAAUUCUUCCCGUUUUGGUAAAUUCAUCCGAAUUCAUUUCGGAGCAACAGGCAAGUUGGCAUCCGCUGAUAUUGAGACAUAUCUCUUAGAGAAGUCCCGGGUGAUAUUUCAGCUCAAAUCUGAGAGAAAUUACCACAUCUUCUAUCAGAUCCUGUCCAAUAAGAAGCCGGAACUUCUGGAUCUCCUCUUGGUCACGAACAACCCUUACGACUAUCAUUACGUCUCCCAAGGAGAGGUAACCGUGGCUUCCAUCGAUGAUUCCGAAGAGCUAAUGGCUACCGACAGUGCCUUUGAUGUCCUGGGCUUCACCCCUGAGGAAAAAGUGGGUGUCUACAAAUUGACAGGCGCCAUCAUGCACUAUGGGAAUAUGAAGUUCAAGCAGAAGCAGCGUGAAGAACAGGCCGAGCCUGAUGGGACGGAGGAUGCGGAUAAAUCUGCCUACUUGAUGGGUCUCAACUCCGCCGACUUGGUCAAAGGAGUGUGCCACCCCCGGGUGAAGGUUGGCAACGAAUAUGUCACCAAAGGGCAAAAUGUCCAACAGGUGUAUUAUGCCAUCGGGGCCCUGGCCAAGUCCGUGUAUGAGAAGAUGUUCAGCUGGAUGGUGGUCAGGAUCAACAACUCUUUGGAGACCAAGCAGCCUCGGCAGUAUUUCAUCGGCGUCUUGGACAUUGCAGGAUUUGAGAUCUUCGAUUUCAACAGCUUUGAGCAGCUCUGCAUCAACUUCACCAACGAGAAGCUGCAGCAGUUCUUCAACCACCACAUGUUUGUGCUGGAACAAGAGGAGUACAAGAAGGAGGGCAUCGAAUGGGUCUUCAUUGACUUCGGCAUGGACCUCCAGGCCUGCAUCGACCUCAUUGAGAAGGAGAACCUCAACAAGUUGAUGGCCAACCUCAAAACCACCCACCCUCAUUUUGUGCGGUGCAUCAUCCCCAACGAACGGAAGGCCCCCGGCGGAGAGGGCGGGAAGGGCAAAGGCUCCAAGAAGAAAGGCUCCUCCUUCCAGACCGUCUCAGCGCUACACCGGGAGAACCUCAACAAGUUGAUGGCCAACCUCAAAACCACCCACCCUCAUUUUGUGCGGUGCAUCAUCCCCAACGAACGGAAGGCCCCCGGUAUAAUGGACAAUCCUUUGGUCAUGCACCAGUUACGGUGCAAUGGCGUCCUGGAAGGGAUCCGGAUCUGUCGGAAAGGAUUCCCCAACCGGAUCCUCUACGGGGACUUCAGACAAAGGUACCGCAUCUUAAACCCUGCGGCCAUCCCGGAGGGACAGUUCAUCGACAGCCGGAAGGGGGCCGAGAAGCUUCUGAGCUCCUUGGACAUUGACCAUAACCAGUACAAAUUUGGACACACCAAGGUAUUUUUCAAGGCGGGACUGCUGGGCCAACUGGAAGAGUUGCGAGACGAACGGCUGUCGCGGAUCAUCACUCGCAUCCAAGCCCGGGCAAGGGGCCAACUCAUGCGCAUUGAAUUCAAGAAGAUCAUGGAGCGCAGGGAUGCCUUGCUCAUUAUCCAGUACAACAUCCGGGCUUUCAUGGGGGUGAAAAACUGGCCGUGGAUGAAGCUGUUCUUCAAGAUCAAGCCUUUGCUGAAGAGCGCGGAAACCGAGAAAGAAAUGCAGGAACAAGACAACCUGAACGAUGCUGAGGAGCGCUGUGACCAGCUGAUCAAGAACAAGAUCCAGCUGGAAGCCAAAGUGAAGGAGAUGACCGAGCGGAUCGAAGACGAAGAGGAGAUGAACGCCGAACUGACCGCCAAGAAGCGGAAGCUGGAAGACGAAUGUACUGAGCUCAAGAAGGACAUCGAUGACCUGGAGUUGACUUUGGCCAAGGUGGAGAAGGAGAAACACGCCACGGAGAACAAGGCUCUCCUCUCCUCUCUUCCUCAACAGCUGGAAGGUUCUCUGGAACAGGAGAGGAAGAUCCGGAUGGAUCUCGAACGCUCCAAGAGAAAGCUGGAAGGAGACUUCAAGUUGGCACAAGAGAACAUUAUGGAUUUAGAGAACGACAAACAACAGCUGGAAGAGAAAAUUAAAAAGAAAGAGUUUGAUAUCAACGAGCAGAACAGCAAGAUUGAAGACGAACAAGCCUUGGCCUCACAGCUGCAGAAGAAACUCAAGGAGCUGCAGGCACGGAUUGAGGAGCUGGAAGAGGAGAUGGAGGCGGAGCGCGCAGCCCGGGCCAAGGUGGAAAAACAGCGCGCUGAACUUUCCCGGGAACUGGAGGAGAUCAGCGAACGUCUGGAGGAGGCCGGAGGGGCCACCUCGGUGCAGAUCGAGCUGAACAAGAAACGGGAGGCCGAGUUCCAGAAGAUGCGACGUGACCUGGAAGAGGCCACGCUGCAGCACGAGGCCACGGCGGCCACCUUGCGCAAGAAGCACGCGGAUUCCAUGGCCGAGCUGGGCGAGCAGAUCGACAACCUGCAGCGGGUGAAGCAGAAGCUGGAGAAGGAGAAGAGCGAGCUGAAACUGGAGCUGGACGACGUGGCCUCCAACAUGGAGCAGAUUCUGAAGGCCAAGGCAAAUUUGGAGAAGAUGUGUCGCACCAUCGAGGACCAGUCUACAGAUCACCGCGCCAAGUUGGAGGAGACGCAACGGACCCUCAAUGACACGAACACCCAACGAGCGAAACUGCUCACCGAAAAUGGAGAACUCGCUCGACAGCUUGAAGAGAAAGAGGCCCUCGUCUCCCAGCUGACCCGCGGGAAACAGUCCUACACCCAGCAGAUGGAGGACCUCAAGCGACAACUGGAAGAGGAGACCAAGGCCAAAAAUGCUCUAGCGCACGCUCUGCAGUCCUCCCGCCACGACUGCGAUCUUCUGAGGGAACAGUACGAGGAGGAGAUGGAAGCCAAAGCUGAGCUUCAGCGGGUCCUCUCCAAGGCCAACUCGGAGGUGGCCCAGUGGAGAACCAAGUAUGAAACCGACGCCAUACAGAGAACGGAGGAGCUGGAGGAGGCCAAGAAGAAGCUGGCCCAGAGGCUGCAGGAGGCCGAGGAAGCGGUGGAGGCGGUGAACGCCAAGUGCUCCUCGCUGGAGAAGACCAAACACCGCCUGCAGAACGAGAUCGAAGAUCUCAUGGUGGACGCGGAGCGCUCGAACGCGGCCGCAGCUGCCCUGGACAAGAAGCAAAGGAACUUCGACAAGAUCCUCUCGGAAUGGAAGCAGAAGAAUGAAGAAUCUCAGGCAGAGCUGGAGGCAUCCCAGAAGGAGUCCCGGUCCCUCAGCACGGAGCUCUUCAAGCUGAAGAACGCCUACGAGGAGUCUCUGGAACACCUGGAGACUUUAAGAAGAGAGAACAAGAACUUACAAGAGGAGAUUUCGGAUCUCACCGAGCAGCUGAGCCAUGGAGCCAAAAGCAUGCACGAGUUGGAAAAAGUGAGGAAGCAGCUGGAGUCCGAGAAAGUGGACUUACAAGCAGCGCUGGAGGAGGCAGAGGCAUCUUUGGAACAUGAGGAAGGGAAGAUCCUCCGGGCCCAGCUGGAGUUCAACCAAAUCAAGGCCGAAAUUGAGCGCAAGUUGGCCGAGAAGGAUGAGGAGAUGGAGCAGGCCAAGCGGAAUCACCUGAGGACGGUGGACUCGCUUCAAGCUUCCCUGGAUGCCGAGACCCGCAGCCGCAAUGAGGCCCUGAGGAUCAAGAAGAAGAUGGAGGGCGACCUCAACGACAUGGAGAUCCAGCUUAGCCAAGCGAACCGGGUGGCUGCUGAGGUUCAGAAGCACCUCAAGAUCGCUCACGCCCACCUCAAGGACAAUCAGAUUCAACUGGACGAUGCCCUUCGAGCCAAUGAGGACCUGAAGGAGAACAUCGCCAUUGUGGAGAGGCGCAAUACACUGCUGCAGGCUGAGCUGGAAGAGCUACGCUGCGUAUUGGAGCAGACGGAGCGUGGGCGGAAACUGGCGGAACAGGAGCUGACGGAGGCCAGUGAGAGGGUCCAGCUCCUCCAUUCUCAGAACACCAGCCUCAUCAAUCAAAAGAAGAAGAUGGAGACUGAUCUGACCCAGCUUCAGUCAGAAGUGGAAGAAGCUGUGCAGGAAUGCAGAAACGCUGAGGAGAAGGCCAAGAAAGCCAUCACGGAUGCGGCCAUGAUGGCGGAGGAGCUGAAGAAGGAGCAGGACACCAGCGCCCACCUGGAGAGGAUGAAGAAGAACAUGGAGCAGACCAUCAAGGACCUCCAGAUGCGCCUGGACGAGGCGGAGCAGCUGGCCCUGAAGGGCGGCAAGAAGCAGCUUCAGAAACUGGAGGCCCGAGUGCGGGAGCUGGAGAACGAGCUGGAAGGGGAGCAGAAACGCAACGUGGAGAACGUCAAGGGCAUGCGCAAGUGCGAGAGACGCAUCAAGGAGCUCACCUACCAGACCGAAGAGGACAAGAAGAACUUGCUGAGACUCCAAGACCUGGUGGACAAGUUGCAGAUGAAGGUGAAAGCUUAUAAAAGACAAGCCGAAGAAGCGGAGGAACAGGCCAAUACCAACCUCGCCAAAUUCCGGAAGGUUCAGCACGAGUUGGACGAGGCGGAGGAGCGGGCGGACAUCGCUGAGUCCCAGGUCAACAAGCUGAAGGCUAAAACCCGUGACGUGGGAGGAAAGACACUUCACGAUGAAGAGUGA